AUAUGAUUGUGACGUCAUGUGUUGCUAUCUGGUGCUGCUAGUUUCCGAUGGUGGUGCGGUGUUUGUCCGUAGUGUUUUGACCUGAGCUGGCCGAGUGUUUACAGUCCUGCACGUCGUGAAUACAGCGGUUACUCGGCAACAGUAAGCUGGGAGUUGUGGACGUCGCGUUCACCGCUGAUCGGGCCGAGAAUGGGCCGUAUAUUCCUGGAGCACAUUGGCGGUGCACGGCUGUUUUCCUGCGCCAGCUGCGACACCGUGCUGACCAAUCGCAAUGAGCUCAUCAGCACCCGGUUCACGGGCGCCACGGGGAGGGCGUUCCUGUUCAACAAAGUGGUCAACCUCAACUACAGUGAGGUGCAGGACCGAGUGAUGCUGACGGGCCGGCACAUGGUACGCGAUGUGUCCUGCAAGAACUGCGACACCAAGCUGGGCUGGAUCUACGAGUUUGCCACAGAGGAGAGUCAGCGCUACAAGGAGGGCCGCGUCAUCCUCGAGAGGGCCCUGGUCACGGAGAGCGACGGCAUCGAGGAGCACAUGGGCAACUGACCCGUCCGCCUGCCCGCCGACAAAGUUUGCCCAAAAGACUCGAGGUCCGUAUACCCCCACGGCCUUGCAUCAAGAAAUGGACCGAUCACGAUUGUCCACAUCGGUGUGUGCCGAUCACAAUUGGCCGAUAGCACUCACCUCCAUCGAUGCGCCGCUAAUGAUCACCCGCAUCGGUGUGUAGACUAUGAUGGGCCGAUCGCGAUUGGAUGUUAACGAUCACUCAAAUAAAUUCACCAAUUAUGAUGAGCUGAUCAUGAUCGUGCAUAUCAUUGUGCAUACAUCAUGCACAUCACAGUGUGACGAUCACGAUUAGCUGGUAACUAGCACCUGCAUCAGUGUGCCAGUCGAAUACCACACCACGGUGUGCCGAUCGCAAUUGCCCGCAUCAUGGCCAAUUUCCCGUCCGACCAGGUGUAGCAAACUUUCUUUCCAGGUUGCUUAGUCCAAGGGAAUGUAUGGACUGACACACUUUGGUUCCUUCGUUAUUGGGAACCUCGUGACAGUGGAGAAAAUUUAGCCGUGGGAUGGUACCUGUGGUGCGACGUAUGAAAUGCCUCGCCCUACAUGUUGUCCGUGGCUCAAGCUUUGAGUUAAGACGGUGUUGACACGUCCGUCAUCUGUUAUAGUCACUAUGUCGCACCACUAACGGUUUCUGCAUUCAUUUUAUUCGUGGUGGUUGAAUAGUUCUUGACAAGUUGAAUGCAGCCAUCGCAGAAUUCCUAUCCCGUCUGUGGAGCAAAACUGCUUGCGAGUGUGCCACCCAUGUAUAUCGGCGUCUCAGAAGACGGCGUUGAGUCUGUUUACUUUGGCUAGCUGCUGUAUGUAACGUGUCACCUAGUCAAACGCAUCAAAAGGGAGUGGGAGAAGUGUCUUACUUUACUGUUCUUCUUGCAUGUAUAAUGGAAGAAGCAGAGAGGCCCACUUGGUAUUCAUGGUCGAAUUUCCCAAUGUGUGAACUUGUGAUUAGACAAAGGGGAGAAAAAAAAUAAAAAAGUGUGAGGUCGUAAAAAUGUACACAUUUGACACGGCUCGCAGAUAUUGUACUGAAUUCUUCGCAAAUGCGCGGCGCAGGUUUUAGCUUCAUACAUUCAGCAUCCUCUGUCUACUACGUAGCCCGCACCAACGUCACUUUGGCACACAUAACGGGGGAAAGGGCGCGCGAGGGGGCAGCCUUAACCAGGCGCUUCUGGCCAUCAGAAAGAGAGGCGGACCGGCGUCACGUGCGAGCCAUGUAUUUCCAACAAAGUUGGCUCGUGAUAAAAUUGUAGAAAUUGCUAAGCAAACAAGAAUGCCACCCACAAAACAAUGGUAGAUGCAUCACUAUUUUAGGACGUGCAAACUGCCUACACACUGCUGUGGCUCUCAAUGCCACAUCUUGACCCGAAUUCAUUAAAGUAUUUUGCUACUCGAAAACAAAAAUAUAGCGAAUAAAUUUAUAGUGAAGCCUCGUACGCAUGUAGUAGGUGGUGGGUCGUACCAAUUAUAGUUCCACGCGUGUACAUUUUCAUAGCCUUGCUCUGUCCGUCGUAGCAUUUCUUGCGUGUCCCUUCUUUCAUAGCAUUGAUGCUGCAUACCAUGAGCACCACAACAAAUCGGUCACUCUAAAGUCGUUUUUUUAAAUCAAAAACGGUGCAACGUCUACAAGUACCAUGCAGGCAACCAUUGUUGUAGAGCUCGCCUCUGCAUGUGUGACAUGGAUGAGCCGCCUUUCCUUGGCGGCAUCACACCUUGCGAAUUGGAGUAAAACAGGGAGCGCUGAAAUAUUGUCGCAUGUAUUGUUUUAUGAUACAAUUUUUCAUUCAUACUCUGUGUUUAGGUGCCACUACCGGAAAACCAAUCAUUUAUGUCUUGUAAAAACAACAACCUAUUUUAGUGGCCCUGUUAGUGCAUGUUUUGAAGGGACCACCAAGCUUAAUAGGAACAUUUGCUUUUUUUGUUUUGUUUUGCAGUAAUCCAUUGACAUAAGAAGCCUAUUUUUACACUUAACCGGUAUGCAUAUAUUUCAUAUAGUACCACAAAGUACUCUCACUUGUAGGCAGUGUCGAGACAUCCUGGAACAAAUUGUUUCGUAGUAUUGACAUUUGGUCUUGUCAGUGCAUCCUGCGAGCUCAUUGAUGCUGUUUUUCUACAGCUGGUGUAAACAUGUCAUAGGAGCUUGGACACAUCGCAAGUUUAGGGCCAUAGCUACACUUGCUUAGAAAUACAAACACGCAUUGUUUUGCCAAUUUUAUGAAAGGAGAUUUUGAGUGUUUUGUGUGUGUAUGCCCACACCGUAAUAAAUAUUUCGCUAUUUAAGAGAAAAA
Molecule: messenger RNA, 2849 nt
Organism: Ixodes scapularis (black-legged tick)
Lineage: Eukaryota; Metazoa; Arthropoda; Arachnida; Ixodida; Ixodidae
Gene: Yippee
Product: protein yippee-like 5
Exons: 3
Coding region: 190-546 (118 amino acids)
Source: RefSeq, a predicted model, not a curated record